AUGCUAAAGCAGUCCAAGCUAAGUGGAUUAAAGGGCACUGGAAUUACCGUGAACGUAACAGUGUCUAGAUCAACUCCAACAAUAGCCCAUGAUCUCUUGUCUAGAUCAACUCCUAUAGAUGGGAGGACCGUGCAUACGAACAUCGCCAACAGCAACCGAGAGAGGUUCACACUUGCCCCAUCUAAUGGAACAACAACAGCAGGAGCAUGGGCAGCACUGGGUGCAAAUUCAGGCCAAGUAUUGUGGUCCGCAGCAAACCCCAGCACCGAAGCUGCUCAGGGACCUGUAACAAUAGCUAAUGAUGUACUUUUCGCUGGAUCAGUGGCUUCUUAUGGCCCUAUAUAUGCGAUGGAUGCCAAAACAGGUAAUAUUCUCUGGUCAUACAAUACUAGCGCGACUGUAUACGGAGGUGUAUCAGCAAGUAUAUAUCGGUGCAUUUAUCUCGGGAAUGGUUAUACAGUGGGCACGGCAAGGUUAUUCCAUCCAACUUGGAUUGGUGGAACUUCACUCUAUGCAUUCUGCGUUGCAUAA
Dovyalis caffra is the source of this 531-nucleotide messenger RNA. Lineage: Eukaryota; Viridiplantae; Streptophyta; Magnoliopsida; Malpighiales; Salicaceae. The record is from the annotation of a GenBank genome assembly.